Molecule: messenger RNA, 1053 nt
Organism: Cetraspora pellucida
Lineage: Eukaryota; Fungi; Glomeromycota; Glomeromycetes; Diversisporales; Gigasporaceae
Source: the annotation of a GenBank genome assembly
AUGGCACAAUCCCUUCUUGCAGCUGCUUUAACCGCGAUUUCAGGAUCUACCAUUAUUACACAUGAUGAAUAUAAAGGUCAAAAGGACAAUUCUGAUACAAGCUUUUACGAAGUUGAUAUUUACCAAUCUCAUAUGCAAAUUGGUCCAAUCCCGAAAUCUAGUAUUGCAAAAAUAUCAGAAAGUAAUUUUUCGAAAACAUAUGAUAAUGAUGUUAAAGAAAUCUUUGUCAAAACAACUUCUUCUAAAAAGAAUAUUAGUAUUCAUACUUUACUUUCUUGUACUGUCAAAAGUUUUAAACAAUUAAUUUAUUCACAUGAAGGUAUCCUUCCAUCUGUGCAAGAACUUAAAUUCGAAAAACAAAUAUUAAAGGAUGAACUCACAUUAUCACAGUAUAAUAUAGAUGCUUAUUCAGUUAUUCAAUUAAAUAUUUUAUUACGAGAAGGUAGUAAAUCAGUAGGAUAUAUUAAUUCUGAACAUUUAGAUCCAGGAUACGAUUAUGAUUUUACUAAUAUAGUGGAUACACAGAAAUUUUAUCGUGGAAAAGAAGAAUAUACUAGACCAUGUGGAUGGAGACGAAUUAGUGUUAAAGUUUUAAAUAAAUACGAAUAUAAUAAUACUUGGUUAGGUGUUAAAAGUAGAAAAUCAAAAUAUGACUCUUCACCGAACGAAUGGCCUGUCUCUUAUCAUGCUACUGGUAGCAUUAAUGGUAAGUCGAUGGCGAAAAUGGGUUAUUGUGCCAUUAAAGGAAAGAAUAAAUCAAGAAAAGGAUUUUUAAAUUGCAUUUUGGGUUGCUUUUGUUGUAAAUUGAACAAUAAAAAGAAAAUUCAAUUUGAAUUUGAAAAUGGUGUUUAUACAACACCUGAUGUUAAACUUGCUGAACAAUUUGCUACUAGGUUUAGUUAUGAAGGAGAAACUUAUUUAGUAAUGUUUCAGAAUAGAGUUAAUCCUAAUACUUUAAUUAAAGUUGAUAAAUACUGGAUAUUACCAAAAGCUGAAGACGUUAGAACAUAUAGUAUUUGUAUAAAGAAAGAUCCGUACGGUGGAAAGUUCUAG